This is a messenger RNA of Haliotis rubra (blacklip abalone), 1180 nucleotides long. Its product is annotated as receptor-type tyrosine-protein phosphatase S-like. Gene Ontology annotation, molecular function: protein binding. Lineage: Eukaryota; Metazoa; Mollusca; Gastropoda; Lepetellida; Haliotidae. The transcript has 5 exons. The record is from RefSeq and is a predicted model, not a curated record. Bases 161 to 1180 code for a protein of 339 amino acids.
ACGUGCUGCUCCUCAGAACGUUAAGGCGAGGCUGGUGAGGCGCGAUGGAGGUCUGGUUAGCUGGACCCAACCUGCCAUAGUCGGCGAUCUAGAAGCACUGCAGGAAUACCGGGUCCUCUAUACCAUCAACCCUUCCGCACCUGUCCAGUACUGGAACAACAUGUCUGUACCACGUGACCAGACGUCAGCUAUCAUCCGGGGUCUGAGUCAGUUCGCUACAUACACCAUUAGGAUACAGGCAGCUUACAACGACGGUCAGAGAAUUGACUCCAGCGACAUCGAGUUGUUCAUCAAGGACUCUUCAGCUGAUGAGAUCCAACUCCGUGUGAGCAACCUGGAGGGUGAGAUCCUCAGCCCGUCUAGCGUCAAGAUCUACUGGAAGAACCCAGUGAGCGUCGAGCCGACGGAAGGGUACGAGUUGGCCAUCGACGACGGCAAGGGUUACCAGGAGCAGAUCCGCAUUACAGGGGCAGCUAACUCCUACGUCCUUAGCGGGCUGACUCCAGGGGGAGGUUAUAUCGUCAGGAUCGCUCGGAGGUCCAAAUACGGUGUAGGACCGCUAACCGAUCCUCUGAGCGUCAGACUCCCUAGCUUCAUUUUGGAGGCACCUGUUAUAACUGAUUUGUCUCCCUUGAACUCGACUGCAAUCAAGGUCACGUGGGAAAGUCCUUCUUCAGAAUCUCUUCUGCUGGAGUUGAUUCAGGGGUUUGUUGUGUCCGUGGACAACCAGCGCCGUCGUGAAAGUCGGCGAGUGAGUGUGGAACGCGACGACCGUCAGGCGGUGGUGGAGGGGCUGACACCAGACACCCGGUACAGCGUCAGGGUGUCUGGCAUCACCGAUCAGGGGGACGGGCCCAGCUCCGACCCGCUCUUUAUUUCCACCAAGUCCAGAGACUCUCAGGCCCCUAUUCUGGUGGAAGUCGCCGGCGUCAACGGAACAUCCCUCUUCAUCCGAUGGAGACCUUCGCCCUUCGCCGGUAAUGUGAACCCUACAGGUUACUUCGUGUACAUCGAGAAGGUCAAAGCCGGUCCCUGGGACUCCACUGUACGCUACAUCAUGGACGUCCGACCCGGCACCAACCAUGAGAUUGUCAUGGGACAACUCUCCCGGGAACGAAGUACAGUGUCGAGGUGGCUUGGUACAACAACGAAGGGGAGGGACCUAAGAGUGAACCGAUGA